Molecule: messenger RNA, 5883 nt
Organism: Apis mellifera (honey bee)
Lineage: Eukaryota; Metazoa; Arthropoda; Insecta; Hymenoptera; Apidae
Gene: igl
Product: neuromodulin
Exons: 4
Coding region: 488-1144 (218 amino acids)
Molecular function (GO): calmodulin binding
Source: RefSeq, a predicted model, not a curated record
UUGUGUUCGUGAUAUAUUCGUAGAAUAGCGUUUAGUGUUCACCGGCAGUAGCUUUUGUACAGUGUUUUAAUAUAUAGUAUAUACAUAUAUACAUAUAUAUUUUUCUUAACCGGUUGUUAAAUUCACGAACGGAAGAAAUUGCGAUACGUCCAGUUUGACCAAUCACAAAGAAUCAUUGUAUUUUCGUUCCAACGAAUCGUUCCGAAUAUACCGGUACUACGACGUGUCGUUAACCUCUAGCACACAAGAAGACAAUUUUGAAAACGCCAAAAAUAUUGUACUGUGAUCUUUCCAAUUCGUCCUUGUCGAGGUAUCAAUAAUUCUUUUAGUGCACAAGUAGUCUUUUUAUAAUCUGGGCCCUUUAUUUGAAGACUCAAUGUUAACGAGAAGAGCACUUAGUCGAUCAUAAUCGCGUAUUAUACAAUAAGUGUUGCAAGUAACGGCGUUUGUGAUUGGAGGAUAGAAAUAUAGGAACAGAUAAGUGAAAAUGGGGUGCAAUACGAGCAAGGAAAGUGUCCAGCCGGUUGGAGAUGAAGCAAAGGAAGAUGGGAAAAACGGUGAUAUCACGAAAGGAGAGAGCAGUCCGGCGAAAGUAGAUUCGCAAGAAUCGUCGCAGAAAAGGCAAUCGGCGGCGGAUUCGAAGAAGGAGGCAGAGUCGAAGGGGGGAGAGAAGAAAGAGGAGGAGGAGAAGACGGAGAGGGAGAAGGCCGCGACGAGGAUACAAGCGGCGUUCCGCGGCCACCACGCCAGGAAGAGUAUGAAAGAUAUCGAAUCCUCGACGAAGCAGACGGGGACCAAAUCAAGCUCAGAGCCAACCAAAGAACAACUUCAGCAGGAGUUCCGCGCCGACGAUAAGGAGCUUUGCGAAGCGGCGACGAAAAUCCAGGCAUCUUUCCGCGGCCAUAUGUCGAGAAAGGAGCAAGCAGCUGCAGCCAUCGCGAAAUCGGCGGAGAAUGCCGUCGAGGAUGUUGUCUCUAAGAUGGAGGAGAAGGCGAAGGACGCCAUGAACGAGCUCGAGGGUAUCGAUCUCACGGAUCCCGAUCUGCACAAGGCGGCGACGAAAAUCCAAGCGAGCUUCCGGGGUCACAAGGUCCGCCAGGAGGUGUUAGGGAAUCCGGCGCAGACCGAGCAGACCAAGAAAUAAGAAGGAUGAGAUUUGGAGAUUGCUGAUUUUUUUUUUUUCGAAAUCGAAUCGUCGAUAGUAUGCCCGAUCAUGAAAUCAAAAAAGAAGAAGAAAAAGAAAAAAAAAAAGAAAAAAGAAUAAAAAAGAGAGACGACAAAAAAAAGAGAGAGAGUGAGAGAGAACGAAAAAAAAACAACACACACACGCAAAACACACACAAAAGAGGAAAGUAAAUCGAACGAUAGAAACAAUAUAGCAGGGAAUCGGGCCUCGGGUCUUUGCUUUUCCAUUUUCCUCGUCGAGUCCGCUUCGAGUACGAAUCGCAUGCGAAUCCUUUCGUUGAUCCCUCGAAAUUUUACGCCAUUUUUUAUCUUUCUCGUCGCGAUUUAUUUGAAUAUCGAGCUUACAAAUUCGCGUAAACUUUCGAAUAAUAUAACGAUAAUCAUCAUGGAACAAUUCUCGAUCCAAUAUCCGUAUACUCGCGUAUUCUUCGUCCUAUUUCGAAACUAAUAGUAUUAAAGAAAGAUAUGGAUAGUAUCUAUUCUGAAAAAAAAAAAAAUGAAACUUCGAAUUUAUAUCUUGAUAUAAUUCAUAUUACGGUACCAAUUCACGUUGAAGUGGCACAGUAUAUUUUAGAUUAGUGAUAUGCUUGUACAAUAACGUUUUUAAGAUCGUAUAUAUUGCGCGCAUCAUCAUCGUGCGAGCGUCGUUUUCAAUCACUAUCCUGUAUAUCGACGUUCUCGAAUAGAAGCGUUUCAUUCGAAAUAUCGUAUAUGGAACGAAUCUUCUUGAUAUUUCGCGAAAAAUAAAUUGGAAAAUUUAACGAGACAUAUAACAAGAUUACACUUAGUCGCUCGCCAUAAAACUCAACGAAUCAUUGAGAUGUUAUGUUGAAUCGAAUCGCGGUCAAGUAUGAAUUCGAAAAAAUGGUAUUGCUCGAAGAAGGUUGUCUCGAUACUUUUCAUCCAAAGGGAAGGAAAACGAGCCAGACGAAUUAAUUGGGUACGAAAGAUCUUUCAUGAAUUCGUAAAAAAGAAACGCGCGUUUCCUCGAGCAAGAAAGUUUUAAUCAGCCUCUAAAUGAACGAACGAUCGAUAAAUCCUCUCGUUCGUCGUUAAUUACGAGAAAUUAUCGCGGUGGUUGACAAUGCUCACCAAUUGAUUGUUCGUGAGCGUCGAUAUAUCGAAGUUGAAGAUUUCGAUGGAACGAAAAUAUCACGGAUGUGCCGCUGCGUUUCGCUCCUCCCUUGUAUAAUUUUAACCGUCGUCGAGACUCGACGAUUCGGUAUCGAAUGGAUUUCGCGCGAAGAUUCGCGAACGAGAAAAAAUUACAAGCAUCGAAUAAUUAAAAUUUCGAACGGAUAGUUCUCGGUAUGGAGAAGACAGAGUGUGCAGGAAUGUAAUUGUCAAUGAAGAAUUCGAAGAAAUGAUAGCAGUUGCAAUGUUUGAUAAUCAUUUUGAAAGUCGAUCGUAUUUCUUUCCUUUUCGGAGUAAUAUCGUUUAACAUCGAUAAGUUCGCGAUUGAAUUCGUCGUUUUUAUUGUAAUAUCGCUUAAUGUAAGUCCAAUUCAAAUAACAAUAACGAUAAUGCGUGCACGAUACGAUUGCAAAAUCAAUGGAGGAUCAAUUUGAUAAAAAAAAAAAAAAAAAGAAGGAAAUUAUAUUAAACCGGCAAGACGGCGCAUGUCUGAGGCAAACAACAUGUUUAAUCGAUAAACGUGUCGUCGAAGUUAUAUCGUUUUAACUUUUAAGAAUUAUUCCAUCCCGUCAUAUUGAUACUUCGAGUUAUUUUUCGACGACUGGAAGCAUAUAUUUUUUACGCGUUAGAUCGCACCGUAACGACACACGAUUAUGGAUACAUAUGUAAAAUGUAAGACGCGCAUUUAUACACACGUAUAUGCUUUCACAACCCCGUAGACGCAAAAUAUUCGACAUAAAAAGAACGGCUUUCGAACGGCCCGGUCGAACUGCCAUGUAACGGGUGCGCGUUUCGUUUAUCGUUAUCUAUUUUUAUCCAGUCCAUCUUCCUUCGAUUUUGUUCCCGUCGAAUUUACCGGUGGAAGAAAUACGCGUUGUUUUUAGCAGGCCUAAAAACGUUACCGCUGCUUUUUACGAUCGUUAAGAACACUCGCUCUUCUCCUUUAUUUCGCCCCCUCUUUCGCGCUGUUCUCUUCCUGAGGAGGAACUUCCUGAUUCUUUUUUAUCCUGGAAUGGAUUGACUGAUCGAUCGUUGAAAAAGGGCACAAAGAAAUUAAAGUUUGGAUGUAUUUGGUGAUAAUUUAUUCGAUGAAAGUUAUUUUUUUUAUUCCUUCGAUGGAGGAAAGGGAGAUACAUGUAUUGUAAUUAGACGCACCAUUCGAAAUAAUUAAAAGGCUAUGUGUUUAAACUGUUUGUUACCUGAUAUAUUUUAUAAAUUCCCUUGAAAUAAGGCAUAAGUAUCGAAAUAUCGAAGAAAUGCUACGUUUCCCCCUAUAUUUAAUAUUAAUGUUCGAUUUAUUUUUAUCAAACGAUUAGAAAUUUUUAAACUAUUUUGAACAGAACACCUGAUUAAUUAGCUACAAAAUAAACUUAUAGCGUUAUAAUAUUAUUAUUGUAUAUUAUACAUCGUUUCGUCUUAGGAAAGCACAACAUUCGCUGUGUCAAAAAAUUCGUAAAAUAUUUAAUUAUCGUGGAAAAUUUUUACUUUAGAAUAAUUCUAUUCAGAUAUUAUAUAUAUCGUAUUAUUUAAAUUAUACAAAUUUGACUAGCUAAUUUCUUUGUUUCAUAUCGAAUAUCCAAGAAUGAAAUGAAGAAAAUUCUUUUGCAAAACUAUAUAGAUUUCUUUAAAUAUAAUAUACUCUUGAUAUUAAAUGUGCAAAAAAUGUGUUAUAGUUUUAUCAGUCUCAUUAACGACCUAAUUGUUGAUAUUAAUUGCUGUUUAUUUCUUCUGUAAAUAAUUUCAAUGUGCAUCACCGAUUCCUGUUAUGCAUUGUCACGUACAGCAAUGUUUCUAUCGGACAUUACAAAUUAUUGCAAAAAAUGAUUGUAUGUACUUUCUACUCGUAUGAAAGACAAUUAUUAUGUGCACAUACAUGAUAUAUCUUUGGAAAUAUAUCACACAAAUUUUUGCACUUGUUUCUGAUAACUCUUAUAUUGAAAAUAUCUUUGUGAAAAAUUUAUCAAAAAGUUGUUAUAAUAAACAAAUUCUGAAAGCAAUUUCGAAUUAAAGUUAAAAGCGGUUCAGAAGAGCUUGAUUCUGUACAGUAUUCUCAUACUAAAAUACAUCAUUAUGAAGAAAAUUUGAAUAUUAUGCAAUAUAUCAUACAAUUAUUAUAUCAGUAAAAUGAUAUAUAUGAUUUAUGUUGAGAAGUGAAUCUCUUAAAUUUCUCUUUAUUACAAAUAAAUUUCAUCCAUCAUAUAUUUUUCAAUUAAAAUAAUAUGAAAUCAAUUUAUAAAUAGUAGAUAUUAAAGAACUUUUGCACUUGUCAUUGUGCAUAUAAAAGAUAUUUUUCAAUUUCUUACAAUUUCAUACAUUUUCACUUAUCUGUCAAUCUGACAAAUAAUGAAGAAAGAAAGUAUUGCUUGAAUCACGCUUUUCCAAUUUUUCGCGUGUAAUUAAACGUUUCUAAACAUCAUUCUCAUGCUCAGUUCCAAUUUUCUUGCAUUUUCACGUUACCUCAUAAGAUCGUUUGUAGAAAGCUAUUAAAAAUAUUGCUAUCGUUGAAAAUGUCUAUGAAACUCGACAUAUAAUAAAUGAAUCGAACAUCCAAAUAUGAUUUAUUUCUAAUCGUGAACAACCAAAGAGAAAAAAUAUUUGAUAAUGAUUGAAAGCCGAUUCACACUGCGACACGUCGAGUCUCGGCAAUACACGCUAAAAAACAUCUAUAUAGAGAAGGAUUUAAUAUAUUGAAUCUAUUUAUAAUAUAUAUAUUCCUGUUAUAAUAAUAUUUGUAUGCUACGAUAAGAGGCUCCUAUAUGAAUAUUAUUAUAAUUCACAUUCUAUACAUAUACAUAUAUUAAUACUAUUAAUUAUAUUAUAUUUAUAUUAUAUAUUAUAUGUGUAUAAUAAUAUUAAUAUAUUGUCAAAUAUAUAAAUAUUUAUGAUCAAUCAACGACAUGAUACGACAAUUGCAUUUUAAUAUUGCCGCCUAGUGGGGAUCGGCUUUAUAUUUUCGCAAAAGAAUUAUUUUUCUUUUGCAUAAGAACUUAUUUUUUAAUAUUUCAAUAAAUAUCACGAAUACUUUUAUAAAUCGAAAAUGAAUAGUGCAAAAUUGAAAUCGGGCAUUCUACAAUGUUGUGUAUUCAAAUAAAAAAAUUAUAUAUUUCCAAGGCAAUUAUCCUUGGAAACAAAUACUUACUUGGAAAAAGUAAAUGACGGAUAAUUUUAUUUGCUCUAAGCAAAAUUGUUGUGUAAAAGGAUUCGUACUAUCGAAGAACCGAUUUAAAAUAUUUAAAUAUUUUGAAGCUUUUGUAGUUGCUGAAAGUGUCUAUCGAUGCGUAUGGUUAGCGAUUACGAGGUUAAGAGUUAAUGGCGAAGAUUGUUGUAAUAAAUUAUAGGCAUUUUCUUCGGUAUGUGACGUUACCACACAAAUAUAGAUUAGUAACGCACAAAAUGUUACAGUAAAUUGUAUUCUAAGGAUGUAACAAAUAAUUGUAACGUUUAAACGAGCAGUAACCGUAUAUGUAACCUGUUUGUUUAAAAUAAAUACCCAUUAAGUGUACAAAUAACAAUUCCGACCUAUACUGUGAAGAAUUAAUAGAAAUACACCUCUAAUUAAAAUAA